Molecule: messenger RNA, 1679 nt
Organism: Helianthus annuus (common sunflower)
Lineage: Eukaryota; Viridiplantae; Streptophyta; Magnoliopsida; Asterales; Asteraceae
Product: zinc finger protein SHOOT GRAVITROPISM 5
Exons: 3
Coding region: 313-1497 (394 amino acids)
Cellular component (GO): nucleus
Molecular function (GO): DNA-binding transcription factor activity
Source: RefSeq, a predicted model, not a curated record
CUCUCUCUCACACACACACACACCACACACUGUUUACAAGCUUUAUAUAGAAGACUUUGCUCAACCUUACCUGCUCAAGGUGGGGGGUCAAUGAGGGAAAAGCAAAGAAAGCUCAUUUAAAAAGCUAAAAGGUUUUAAAGCUCAAAAGAAACCUGAUUUUGCAAAGCAAAUUGCUUUUUAGGUUAAUAUAUUCAAGCAACCAAGUAUGGUGAGUUCAACAUCUGUACAGAAUAAAAAGGAUUCUUGAUCAUAGAUUAUUAAGAACUUCAUCUGUAAGACAUCCACAAAAGUCCACUACAUAAAUCUACCCACAUGUUAGACAACCACCACCAUCACCACCACUUCACUACAGCAUCCGGCCCCGGUCCAGGCCCUUCGUCUUCGUCUGAUCUCUUCCCUUCUCCAGAUAAUGGCCUUCCUAACAAAAGGAAAAGACGCCCUGCUGGUACUCCAGAUCCGGAUGCGGAAGUCGUGUCGUUGUCCCCGAAGACCUUGCUCGAGUCGGAUCAAUACGUAUGCGAGAUCUGUAACCAAGGGUUUCAGAGGGAUCAAAACCUACAGAUGCACAGGAGACGUCACAAGGUACCAUGGAAGUUGUUAAAAAGGGAAACUCCGGAGAUAAAAAAGAGGGUUUUCGUGUGCCCGGAACCGAGUUGCCUCCACCAUGACCCGUGUCAUGCACUUGGUGAUUUGGUUGGGAUCAAGAAGCACUUUAGAAGGAAACACAGCAAUAAUAAACAGUGGGUUUGUGACAAGUGCUCUAAGGGUUACGCUGUUCAAUCUGAUUAUAAAGCUCAUCUUAAAACAUGUGGUACUAGAGGCCAUUCUUGUGACUGUGGUCGAGUGUUUUCCAGAGUUGAGAGCUUCAUAGAGCACCAAGAUGCAUGUAUGGUCCGGCGAACCCAUGCAGAUCUACCCGCAUUCCCGCAGGCAUGUUCAUCUCGCACUGCAUCAAGCACAAGUCCAUCGAACGACAUGAAUUUUGGUUCGGUCCAAACAAUCUCAAGAUUACCACAUCUACAGCCUCAUUCACAAUUUUCACAAACCCAAUUAGACAUUCAAAACAACUUGGAACUUCAGCUGUUACCAUCACUAUCACUUUAUGAACAAAGCAACAAUCGUCAGACACAUUUGAAUCUCUCUAUUGGAAAUGGACAUAGCUUGCAACAAGAGGAAGAAAUGAAGAUAGCUAUGGCAGACAAAGCAUUUGCAGAAGAUGCUAGGCAACAAGCAAAGAGGCAAAUUGAAAUAGCAGAGAUGGAGUUUGAGAAUGCAAAGAGGAUUAGACAACAAGCUCAAGUGGAACUAGAAAGAGCUAAGGCUCUUAGAGAACAAGCAACCAAAAAGAUUGAUUCAACCAUGUUAGAGAUUACUUGUUAUUCUUGUAGGCUAAGGUUUGAAUCCAUUAGAAAUAAUGGUGCAGCCACUGCAGCAGACGAGGCCUCUAUUGCCCCAAGUUACAUGUCUUCAGCUUUAACUGAAGGUGAAGGAUAUUAGUAGUAUUUUCAAGAAAACCAGUCUUUCUGUUUCAUCAAUGUAUGUGUGUUUGUAAGUGAAUUCAUUCAAGGUUCUUUUUUUUUUUUUGCAUUUUACUUUGGAAAGAAAUAAGGAAAGGGUUGAACUUGGUGUAUUCCUGACCAUAUUCUUUUUCGUUAUUGUGUUUAGUUUUCUACCCUUAA